CAUCCUCUUCCUCUCUAGUGACAACCGCAAUUUCUUCGCCGUAAAGAAUCUUGGGAUAUCACCGGAAGCACAGUAGCUAGGUUUUCAAAGUGUCCUUGUGCACUCACCUAGAAAUUUACUAAAAUGUACAGGCAACUUAUGAGUCUUCAGCAGCUGUCCAGGCGGACUAUCUCCAGUAGUGCCCGCAGACAGGUGGACAACAUGGUCAAGGAGAAGCAGAAGCUGUUCCAGGCAGAUAACGGGAUACCAGUCCAUCUGAAGGGAGGAGCCAAGGAUGCUAUUCUGUACAGGGCAACGAUGGCCCUUACAGUCUUUGGAAGCGGAUUUGUCGUGUAUGAACUCCUCAAUGCAGCAAUGCCCAAGAAGGCAUGAGUGCCGUUGUCCAUCCCUAAAUUAAUCUUCUCUGUUGUACAGAUGUAUGAUCUGGGAGAUUAUUUGUCUUGUCAAUAAUGCCAAUAUGUUUCAUGCAUGGGAUCAAUAUUUAUUGAUUGUACAAUUAAUGUACCACAGAUAAUAAAACAACCACAAUACAAAGUCA
Molecule: messenger RNA, 538 nt
Organism: Coregonus clupeaformis (lake whitefish)
Lineage: Eukaryota; Metazoa; Chordata; Actinopteri; Salmoniformes; Salmonidae
Product: cytochrome c oxidase subunit 7A2, mitochondrial
Exons: 4
Coding region: 124-372 (82 amino acids)
Biological process (GO): mitochondrial respirasome assembly; regulation of oxidative phosphorylation; mitochondrial electron transport, cytochrome c to oxygen
Source: RefSeq, a predicted model, not a curated record